Molecule: messenger RNA, 972 nt
Organism: Rhizoctonia solani
Lineage: Eukaryota; Fungi; Basidiomycota; Agaricomycetes; Cantharellales; Ceratobasidiaceae
Product: Zinc-binding dehydrogenase
Exons: 6
Coding region: 1-972 (323 amino acids)
Molecular function (GO): oxidoreductase activity, acting on the CH-CH group of donors, NAD or NADP as acceptor
Source: RefSeq, a predicted model, not a curated record
AUGACACCAACGACAAACAGCGCUGCGAUCUUUAACGAGUUUCCUCAACUUUUGGUCAACCAAAAUACUAUUGCAUAUGGAGAGAAUUCAAUAGAUAUCGAGAAUGCGGCGCUCGGUGGCGGCAUCCUUGCGAAAACUCUGUAUCUAUCAAUUGACCCUCACCUACGUCGUUGGAUGAACGAAGGUGAUACUUCUACCGGACCGAGUUUUGAACUGGGUAAACCGAUAUGGGGUAUUGGCUUGGCCCUGGUGUUGCGAUCCGAGACGAAUAGCGUUCGGCAAGGAGAUAUCAUAUAUGUUCCAACUUACCCCUUUCAAGAAUAUAAUAUCCUCAGCGCAGACACGCCUCUGCGUGUAAUUAAACCGGAUCCCGAGGUUCCCUUGUCGGCGUAUUUGACUGUUUUAGGAAUGCCUGGACAAACUGCAUUUUAUGGAUUGGAACUAAUCGGAGCUCCCAAAUCUGGGGAAACUAUUUACGUAUCUGCCGGAGCCGGAGCAGUUGGAUCACUCGUUGCUCAGCUUGCCAAGGCAAAGGGCCUCAAGGUCAUUGCAUCCGCAGGGUCAGACGAAAAAGUCGAGGUCAUGAAAAAAAUGGGUAUAGAUGUUGCUUUUAAUUAUAAGACCGAUCGAGUAGAGGAUGUGCUCGCCAGGGAAGGACCGAUUGACAUAUACUGGGAUCAUAUUGGAGGCCCUCAGCUCGAGGCCGCAAUUGGGGCUUGUAACCUUUAUGCGCGCAUAAUAGUAUGCGGAGCCAUCCCGGCAUUCAACAACGCCCCACCAUAUCACGUCAAGAACCUGGCCGAGAUUUUGUAUAAGCGACUUCGAGUACAAGGAUUCAUGUACUGGGAGGCCGAGGUGGCCAUUGAGGGGCAUAGUAACAACCCACUCAAGUUCCUGAAUACGCUCACACCAUUGGUCAAGAACGGGAAGAUACUCUGGAAGGAGCAGCGUUUAGUGGAAUCCAAUCUGUGA